This is a messenger RNA of Anopheles nili, 1354 nucleotides long. RefSeq names its product sorbitol dehydrogenase-like. The record is from RefSeq and is a predicted model, not a curated record. Lineage: Eukaryota; Metazoa; Arthropoda; Insecta; Diptera; Culicidae. Gene Ontology annotation, molecular function: L-iditol 2-dehydrogenase (NAD+) activity; zinc ion binding. Gene Ontology annotation, biological process: D-sorbitol catabolic process.
UGAAAGAACAACCAAGAUGGCACCCAACAAGAACUUAGCCGCCACUGUGUACGGUCCUAACGAUUUACGCCUGGACGAACGUCCUAUACCAGAACCGGCUUUCAACGAGGUCGUGGUCGAGGUUGAUACCUGUGGUAUCUGCGGUACGGACAUUCAUUUCCUCAAGGACGGUGGUUUCGGAGCGCAGCGGCUAAUCAAACCGAUCGUACUGGGCCAUGAGUCGGCUGGAGUAGUGCGUAAGGUGGGCAGCUCGGUGACACACCUGAAGGUGGGCGAUCGUGUGGCCAUCGAACCGGCAGCUGGAUGCCGAACGUGUGAUUUGUGCAAAGUGGGCAAAUACAACAUCUGCCUAGAUGGAAAGCACUGCACUACGCAGAAGCAUGAUGGCAAUUGUUCGAAUUAUUACGCGCAGUAUGCGGACUGUUGCUUCAAACUACCCGAUCACGUAACGAUGGAGGAAGGUGCACUGCUCGAACCGCUAGCCGUCGCAGUGUACGCCGGACGUCGGGCUCAAAUCGGGUUGGGUGACAGAGUGGUCAUCUUUGGUGCCGGUCCGAUCGGACUCGUGUGCCUGAUUGCCGCGAAAGCCAUGGGAGCCACCCGUACGGUAAUUUUGGAUCUGGAGCACGCAAAACAUCGGUUGGAAAUCGCCAAGAAACUGGGGGUUACGGGAGUUAUCGGCAUUCGCAAGGAAGAUACCGAGGAGCAGCUGGUGCAAAAAAUACAUGAAAUCCUCGGUGGCCCUGCCGAAGUGAUGGAGUGUUCCGGAUCGCAACCGGGAAUGCGCAUCGCUAUUAAGGCUACUAGAAACGCAGGUCGUAUCUGCCUAGUAGGACUGGGUAACAAGGACGUUCAGUUACCAAUGGUGGAUGCCAUCUCACGGGAAAUCGAAAUUAUAACUGCUAUGCGUUAUAAUCACGACUACCCUGCUGCUCUUGAGAUUGUUGCCAGUGGGUACGUCGAUGUUAAGCCACUAGUUUCACACCACUUUGAUUUGCAAGACGUUCACGAGGCCUUCCGUGUCGCAUCGCAAGGAGAAGGAAUUAAGAUAAUGAUUCAUCUUGUACCGCGAGACGUUAACAAUCCACAAAAAUUCAAGAAUUAAAUAUAAUUGAUUGACACGUGACUGCUUAAACAGAUUUGUUGUUGUUGUAGAACAUUGUAGAACAACGCCAACAAUCUAGCUCGUUGGCCGCAUAACAUUCGUAGACAAUUAACAGAACUAGAAGUAAAAAACGUGACUGUUGCUCGAGAGUGUUGAAACGUUCAUCAAAGUUGAUGAGGCUAUACGCAAUCAAGGCAAAGAAAUUUCGUUAUGUACUAUAGUCGAUCUUUGAGUUCGGAGGGAGCAUUC